UAUACAAUCUGUAUAUAAAUGAUGUGGUGUUUAACAUAUAUUAUUUUCACGUCUACAUACACAGUAACAUUAUAGUAAACGUCUAUUUUGUUUAACAAUGUGAGCCUAAUGUUUUAGAUGUCUACAAAUAGGCAGCAAAAUCUUUAAUUUACUUGUCUAACAGUUAUGUUGCAGCAGGUGUCACUUUUUGAUUAUUUACAUUUUUAAAUUUUUGUUUUUUUUAAUCAGAUUUGUGACUUGAAGAUACAUUGUUAUUGGUUUCACCCAGAACCAAACCAACAUAUAUCGUUCUCUUUAUUUACUGAUAUUCCAAUUUAUCAAUAUUUUUAUAUGGUAAAAUGAAAUCAUCAGUCAUUUAUUUAAAUGAGAAGUAGACAUAUAAAAUGAUACUUUUUAUUUAUGUGUUUCUAGAUUCUUCAUAUGGUACGUUGACUAUAUCAGUAGAUGGUACUUUCCCAACCUGAAUUUCUAGAUUUGCAUUAAGCAAUGUGGCAGAGUAAUCACAAAUUCUUUGUCCUUGCUAUAUGUUCUGCUUGCAUUUUUGGCCUUCUUAUAGAACCCACUGAAGGUCUGUCUCUCUAUUCCUGUAUUUGCUUGUUUGCAUAAAUUCCAAGUGUUAUUAACCUCUCUCUAUCUGUAUAUAUGGUAAUAUUGUUUGUAACUAACUAAAGAAUGGAAAUCAGUAGGUUUAGAAAAUCUCAAGCUGCAGUGCAUCAGUACAUAAAGUACAAUUUUAUUAGGAGUUAGUAGUACUGCUUUUAUUUGGAGACUGCUUACUAUCAUGCAGCCUAUCUGUUUGUGAAAAGGUGGGCACUUUACAAGAACACUCUGUUGCCAACUUUCACAUCAUUUUAUUGUUAUCUGGUUUUGCAAGAUACAAAUUUCAAUGAAAUGGGUAGGAAUCUGUUGGUCUGUGUUUCCAUUUUUUCUUCAAUAUUGGAUUUAGCAGAAAACUCAUUGAUAUAUAACAGCAAAUGUAUGAUAAAUACAUGCCAUUGUUAAUGUUAUUUGUUCUUUGUAUCAUAACACCAUGUAGAAUAGCCAUCAAUUACUAAAUUUUGCACUUCUAAACUUGUGUUUUCUUAGUCUCUGUUGCAACUUAUGGAGGUUUAUCUAGUAAGAAAUAAAUUCUUUUAAUUCAACAUUUAUAAUGUAAAGAAAAUAACAUCUUAAUGAAAUUUUCUUUUUACACUAAAUGAUUUAUUUUGAAUCACUACUCCUGUGCCCAUUAACAUUUGGUAUGGUAAACACUCCUGAUAAUUAAGCAGUCUCAAAAUAGAGUUUCUUCAAUGUAAUCAAUUCUAAAUUUGUAAGCUCCAAUAAUGAUAGUAAUUGUUGAUCUUUUCUUUUGCAUUUAAUUAGUAAAAUAAACUUUAUAACUUUCUUAAAAUCUCAGGGUUAUAACUGAACAUAUCCUCCAUUAUCUUUGAAUCUGAUUGCUGCAGUCAGAGCUUUGUAUUUGAUCUUUACACAGUGGAAUGCAACGGAUAACACGUAUAACAGGAGCAUAAGUGGGGAGCAAUGCAGUGGUGCUGCAGUAGACCCCUACCCACUUAUCAGUAGGGACUAUAAAGUCUUCAUCAAAUGCGACUGUUCUUAGGGCAAUGGCUCUUUUUGUCACAUUGUCCAUUUGACAGUUACUGAGAUGGAUGUUGCGGGUCCAAUUCCAGAAGAGCUGUGGACUUUGAGUUACCUUUUCCAUCUGGACUUGAGCAAAAAUUACUUGUCAGGCAGUCUGUCUCCAUCUAUUGGCAAUCUGACACGCUUGAAAUACCUGAACGUUGGGACUAAUGCAUUAUCUGGAGAACUACCAAAAGAAAUGGGAAAACUUAUGAAUUUAUUAUUCUUAUCUAUUGCAGAAAACUAUUUCUCUGGUCCUCUGCCAUCAGAACUGGGGAAUUUAUCGAAAUUGCAAGAACUUUACAUUAACAGUUCUGGAGUUAGUGGUGAGAUUCCUUCAACAUUUGCUAAUCUGCAAAAUUUGGAAACUGUGUGGGCAUCAGACACUGAACUUACAGGCAGGGUGCCUGAUUUCAUAGGAAAUUGGUUGAAGCUCAAAUCCUUGAGGCUUCAAGGCAACGCUUUUGAAGGUUCUAUACCGUUGACAUUUUCUGCUCUGACUUCUCUGUUAGAGUUGCGUGUAAGCGAUUUAACUAAUGGAAACUCUUCCCUCGAUUUUAUAAAGGAUAUGAAGAAUCUAACUGUGUUAGUACUGAGGAAUAACAACAUUUCCAAUUCAAUUCCAUCCAGUCUUGGAGAGUACCAGAAGUUGUCUGAGCUGGAUUUGAGCUUCAACAGCAUAACUGGCGAGAUUCCUCAUUCUCUUUUUAAUAUGAGUUCGCUCUAUUUCCUGUUUCUUGGCAACAAUAAGUUAAAUGGUUCCCUGCCCCAAAAAAAAGCAUGCGUCUUAGUAGAUUUGUCAUACAAUAAUUUAGCAGGCAACAUCCCUUCGUGGGUCAAUCAACGAAACUUAGAACUUAAUCUAGUAGGCAACAACUUCACAGUAGAAAGUUUAAAUAGAAGUGUUCGGACUUCAGGUUUGAAGUGUCUCCAGCAGAACUUUCGUUGCAAUCAAGGUCAUGAGACCUAUAAGAUAUUGGCAAUUAACUGUGGUGGUCAGGAGAUUAUAUCUUCUGAUCGUCUUGUGUAUGAGAGGGACAAUGAGAUUCUUGGUCCAGCAACAUAUUUUGUUAGCAACUUCAAAAGAUGGGCUGUUAGCAAUGUUGGACAUUUUACUGGAAAGACCAAUCCAUAUAUAAGUUUUUCACCACGUCAGUUCACAAAAACUUUGGACUCAGAACUAUUCCAGACAUCAAGGCUCUCUGCUUCAUCAUUAAGAUACUAUGGUUUGGGACUUGAGAAUGGCAACUACACUGUGAACCUCCAGUUUGCAGAAGUAGCUUUUGAUGACUCUUCUUCUUGGAGAAGUCUUGGGAGGCGUGUGUUCGAUAUUUAUAUCCAGGGAAGACUUGUUUUGAAGAAUUUCAACAUACGAAAGGAGGCAGAUGGGAUUGCUUCCCAAUCUGUCCACAUGAUAUUUAAGGCUCAGGUAUUAAAAAACUAUCUUGAAAUCCAUCUCUUUUGGGCUGGUAAAGGGACUUCCUCCAUACCUAUAGAAGGUACAUAUGGACCAUCUAGUUCGGCCAUCAGUGCCACUCUAGAUUUUGAUCCUACUGUCAAUAUCAAACCUACCACCUUUAAGAGGAAAAGGACUAGUCCUGCAGUUGGAAUUGGAAUUGGUUCUGGAGUUUUAAGCAUUCUGUUCAUUUUGAUGAUAUCAUAUGUGGUUCAAAGAAGAAAGAAGUCCAAGACCAAUGAUAAUGAAGAGCUCCUUGGUUUAGAUGUUAGACCAUUCACUUUCAGUUAUAAUGAACUAAAGAUGGCUACAAAUAAUUUCAGUUCUGAUAAUAAGUUAGGAGAAGGAGGAUUUGGACCUGUCUACAAGGGAACACUAAGAGAUGGAAGAGUUGUUGCUGUCAAGCAACUGUCUGAAACAUCCCACCAAGGAAAGAACCAGUUUGUGACCGAAAUUGCUACAAUCUCUGCUGUGCAACACCGUAAUCUGGUGAAAUUGUAUGGAUGCUGCCUCGACGGAAAUAACCGACUCCUUGUUUAUGAGUAUAUGGAAAACAAGAGUCUCGAUCAAGCAUUAUUGGGAAAUAACAGCUUAAAUCUCAAUUGGUCCUCACGUUAUUCCAUUUGCUUGGGCAUAGCAAGAGGCCUAGCUUAUCUUCAUGAGGAGUCACGACUUCAAAUCGUACACAGAGACGUAAAGGCCAGUAACAUUCUGCUUGAUUCUGAUCUCAUCCCCAAAAUAUCAGAUUUUGGUUUGGCCAGGCUGAAUGAUAAUGAGAAGACGCACAUAAGCACCCGAGUUGGUGGAACAGUUGGGUAUCUCGCACCGGAAUAUGCUAUGCACGGUUACCUUACAGAUAAAACUGAUGUGUUUGCAUUUGGUGUUGUGGCUUUAGAGAUUGUUAGUGGCAGGGCAAAUUCUGAUUCAAACUUGGAUGAAGAAAAGACAUAUCUUCUUGGAUGGGCUUGGAACCUCUACAAAGAAAAAAAAGAAGUUGAACUGGUGGAUUCAGCAUUAUUGUCAGAAUUCAAUGAGCAAGAAGUAAGAAGAGUGAUAAGAGUAGCCCUGUUGUGCACUCAAAGUUCACCUUCUCUACGACCAUCAAUGUCACGUGUGGUGGCAAUGCUUUCAGGAGAUGUUCAAGCUUCCACUACAAUUUCUAAACCAGGAUACUUGACUGACUACUGGAAAUCUGACCAUCUAAGCAGCCAAAUGAGCGAUAGUACUGCAGCUAAAAGAACCAAUAUUAGCAGUUAUAAUGAUAAUGCAUCUACAAGCACAACCAUGGUGGACGAUGCAGAGAGGUCAUUUGUCAAUUCUAAUCAAUAUUCUAUGUUUUACAGUUCCAUUAGUGAGGGUAGGUGAAAACUAAAAUUUGGUAUAACUUAGGUUUGCUUUGUUAUAUAUGCAAAUGCAACCAAAGACUUAUCCGUUGAUUUUUAAUAUAUAAUAAUAUAUUUCUCA
Messenger RNA from Ziziphus jujuba (common jujube), 4540 nucleotides. RefSeq names its product probable LRR receptor-like serine/threonine-protein kinase At1g56140. The transcript is spliced from 23 exons. Gene Ontology annotation, biological process: protein phosphorylation. The coding region runs from base 1646 to 4441 and encodes 931 amino acids. Lineage: Eukaryota; Viridiplantae; Streptophyta; Magnoliopsida; Rosales; Rhamnaceae. The record is from RefSeq and is a predicted model, not a curated record. Gene Ontology annotation, molecular function: protein kinase activity; ATP binding; protein binding.